Babesia bovis T2Bo is the source of this 460-nucleotide messenger RNA. RefSeq lists its product as uncharacterized. The record is from RefSeq and is a predicted model, not a curated record. The coding region runs from base 2 to 460 and encodes 152 amino acids. Lineage: Eukaryota; Apicomplexa; Aconoidasida; Piroplasmida; Babesiidae. The transcript is spliced from 2 exons.
AAUGCAGUUUAAAACGUUUUCAUCAUUCUUGGCUAUUGCCGGCUGCCUCGUGGCCCUGGUACCGAGGGUCACCAGCUCGGGUGCCAAAGGUGUGUUGACAGGAAUCCUCAACGCCGCUGCGCAGCCAACUGGGAUUUUAAGCGCUGUUGGUGGUGUGAUGAACAUCGCCGCACAGGGUAAUGCGAUAUCGCACGCCUUCAAGAGGGUUUUCACUGAUGUCGACAGUGGUACUAACGAGGUAAAUUACGACGGAGGUAACCUUGGGGCUUAUUACAAUUUCAUGUACCCCGAUAACGACGACUAUCCCUGGGCUUGUGUAUGCAACGAGUACGACAUCAAGCUCUAUCGCGAGAAGCAGCAGCCGUAUGCACGCUGCCGUAACCAAGAGGACCUAUCUUUAUUUAGUUUUCAGGCCAAUUGCGACCCUAAGAACUCUGCCAACGAGUUCAUCAAGAUAUAA